Messenger RNA from Emiliania huxleyi CCMP1516, 375 nucleotides. RefSeq lists its product as hypothetical. Gene Ontology annotation, molecular function: ubiquitin-protein transferase activity. Lineage: Eukaryota; Haptophyta; Isochrysidales; Noelaerhabdaceae. The transcript has a single exon. The annotation marks the transcript as partial. The record is from RefSeq and is a predicted model, not a curated record. Gene Ontology annotation, biological process: protein ubiquitination.
GAUGAGGAUGAGGCAGCGCUGGCGGCGGGUGAGGAGGCGCAGUUGGCGGCGGCGCUCGAGGAGAGCGCGAGGCUGGAGGAGGAGAGGCGGGCGCCCGACGAGCAAGCGUCGUCCUCUUUGGCUGCAGAGAGGCCGCCUUCGGUGGAGGAGGAGGAGCCGCCGGCCGACUUCGUCUGCCCAAUCACGACCGAGGUCAUGAGCGACCCGGUGAUGGCGGCGGAUGGGCAGUCGUACGAGCGGACGGCGAUCGAGCGCUGGCUCGCGACCAAGUCGACGAGCCCGCUGACGGGCGAGGAGCUAGAGUUCACUCGGCUCUUCCCAAACCACACACUCCGCCGGGUGAUCCGACAGUGGCAAGGAACCGCUCGCAGCUGA